CUCGCCUCAGUACAUCAACCACCAUAUAUCCAGGCUUUUGAGCUGGAAUGGUGUUAAAACUGACGCACUUCACCCCGUUGCACUCUGGACCGAGUUUAUAAUCUGUUGACUGCGUGUUGCAUUUUUUUUUCCCUUCCAGUGGUCCUCAAGGGCACCCGUCCCUCUCUCGCUACAACAUUGUCAGCUUUAACGGAAAUUUUGUUUACAAGUAUAUGCAUCCCCCCUUGUCUCUGGCCGUUCAUCGAUCAGCACCAUGACUUCCUCGCGACUCCCGGCCUUUGCGCUGUUCCCGAUAGCGGCAUGGCGGGACCAACUUCCAGCCGACGAAUGGGUUUCCUGUCUCAACGCUUGGGUAGCGCUCCUCGGCAGUCACCUCUCCCUCUCCGACCCGGAAUUUAGCACAAUCUCCAUCAACGAUGACAGCUUACAAGCCUUUCUCACUUCUUUCGCACGAGAAGUCGCGCUGGGCGGCGCGGCGACACUGGGUUCUUCUUCCGCAGCAAAGCGCCUGGUGAAAGAUUGCUUUAGUGUUGUUGCCAGACUUCUUCGGUCACCGUCGCCACCACCUGGACUGGUACAGUGGGAGUUCUUGUCCGAUCUAAGCCGCGUUUACGGCAAAAAGAAGGUUGAACGUCUGCUUGAUAGCGUGUCGGCCAACUCGAAGGGACACUUGGACAGCUCUCUGUCUAGCCUCAAAAGAUUCCUCAUCAAAAAUAUGGAUGCUGGUCUCAAUGGGGGCGAUCUCAAGGGCAUUGAGGAGCGGUUGGAGAGGGUAAACGACCUCAUCCGAGUCUCUACCUCAGUGGCCGAAUUCUUUGUCGCUGGGAGCGACUUUGUGGACGGACUGAUCAGCUGCUAUAAAAUUACCAACCCGCCGCUGAGGAGGGCACUGAUAGCGACGACGUACCUCUGUCUUACCGGUCUGGCGGAAGGGCAAAAAAUGUCGGCUCUGACAGACCAGCUCUACUCUCUCAAGGCCGCCGCAGACACGCACAGGGCGGGACCGCUUAACGCCAACGACUCGCUGGUGGCCGAGCUUGUAACUUCCACGCCUCUUCUCCAACGACUACAGCGGAAACUCGAGGAAUCUGCCACCCCUUUCAACCGAACCAAGUCUGUCCUUGCCGAGUUGUCAGCCUUCAAGAAACCCGGCGGCGGGUUGACCAAACCUAAGCGUCUCAUCAAGCGCAAGAUCGACAAGGGCAAAGGCAUCGCCGAGUACGACGAAGCCCAAGCCCAGCAAGACUUGAACGUCCACCGCAUGAGCCAGAUCUCUCAGAUCCAGGACCUCUUCCCCGAUCUCGGCACGGCCUUCAUCUCCAAGCUCCUCGACGAGUACGCCUCCAGCACGGAGGAAGUCAUCUCCCACCUCCUCGACGACUCCCUCCCGCCACAUCUCCAAUCCGCCAACCGCUCCGAGGACCUCGCUCCCCAGCAGCCAUCCCCCCUCAAACCACGCCGCGACUCGUUCGUCCCACGUCCGACCCCACCCCUGAGCCCUUCCAACCCACCCAUCCCAAACAACAACAACGACGACGACGACGACAACGACGACGACGAUCUCGCCUUGCUCGCGGGCCGCGCCGGUGGCAAGCUGCACAUCGGCAAGCGCCCGGGGGACGCCGACGCGCUGCUCGCGCAGCGGCCGACGGCCGGCAGCAAGUCAGCGAUCCUCUCGGCGCUGGCCGCCUUCGACUCGGACGACGACGAGCGCGACGACACGUACGACGCCGCCGACGUGGGCGGGACCGUCGACGCGUCCGCGUCCGCGCCGCCGCCGGACGGUUACGGAUACGGAUACGACAAGGACAAGGACAACGACAACGACAACGACAACGACGGCGCUUCUGCGCUGCCCGCGGACGCGGAGGCGACCCUCUUCCGCGCGUGGAUGGCGAACCCCGGCGCGUUUGCGCGGGAUACUGGGGCGAGGAAGGGGAGUGAGAGGGCCAGGUUGCGGGCCGAGACGGGCAUGAGGGAUGAGGCGAUCGAGGGGUGGGCGGUGAUGCUGGGGCGGGAUGCCGGGAUGAAGAGGAGGUUGACGGCGAGGUACGGGGAGUGGACUGGGGAGCAGGCCGAGUUGCCGAGCACGGCGUGGCGGGCAGGUGACGAUAGAGAGGAAGGAGGCAGUGAAGGGACGAGCGGCGGUAGAGGGAGGGGUGUUGUUGUUGUUGUUGGUGGUGGUAGGGGCCGUGGGAGGGGGAGAGGAGGACGGGGCGGUAGUAGGGGUGGAGGUGCAGCAGCGUCACCGGGCCCAGACUCGGACCUUGCAAGAAGGAGAAAAGAGGCCAACAAGGGGAGCCGGGCGAACCAUAAUCGGCGGGAUCAGAGGGCAAGGAAAAUGGCAAGGGCCGGGUUUGCUGGCUGAUCGAUCAGGGAUUGAUUGGUCGAGUUCUGUAUCCUCUCUCCCAUCUCAACAGCUCUCAACAAGAGGAACAAUCCCCGCCGCAACAUAUACAAGCAACCUGACGGAAGUCAAGGAAAAUUCGAACAAGAG
This is a messenger RNA of Thermothelomyces thermophilus ATCC 42464, 2497 nucleotides long. RefSeq lists its product as uncharacterized. The record is from RefSeq and is a predicted model, not a curated record. Bases 254 to 2368 code for a protein of 704 amino acids. Gene Ontology annotation, molecular function: ubiquitin binding. NCBI's taxonomy places the organism in Eukaryota, Fungi, Ascomycota, Sordariomycetes, Sordariales, Chaetomiaceae. The transcript has a single exon.